ACGCAGACCAACCGAAAACGCAUUCUUCCUAUCACCAAAUACACAUAACAUAAUUACCCCAAAGAUGAAGCUCAAGCAACAACUUCGUGAAGCCAUAGAUUUUCUGUUCACUCGCGGUCCUGCUUCUUCUGCUGACUACACUCGUCUUGUUCUUCACUGUGCUCGAUCCAAUGACUUCAAUCAAGCCAAGAGAUUACAGUCUCACAUGGAACUUCAACUUUUUCAACCCACUGACUCAUUCAUCCAUAACCAACUCCUCCAUUUAUAUGCCAAAUGUGGCAAACUCUCAGAUGCUCAACAACUGUUUGAUAAAAUGCGUAAGAGGGAUAUUUAUUCUUGGAAUGCAUUACUUUCUGCUUAUGCUAAGGUGGGUUCGGUGGAGGAUUUGAAUUUCGUUUUUGAUCAAAUGCCUUGUCGUGAUUCUGUUUCAUAUAACACAUUGAUUACUUGUUUUGCAAGUAAUAGGCUUUCGAGUAAAGCAUUGAGUUUUUUUGUGAGAAUGCAGGAAAAUGGGUUUCAGCCUACUCAGUAUUCUUACGUGAAUGCGUUGCAAGCGUGUUCUCAGCUUUUGGAUUUUAGGCUUGGGAAACAAAUUCAUGGGAGAGUUGUUGUUGGUGAGUUUGAGAAAAAUACUAUUGUUUGGAAUGCUGUGACUGAUUUGUAUGCUAAGUGUGGUGAUAUAGAUAGAGCACGGUGGUUGUUCGAUGGAAUGGUUAAAAAGAAUGUGGUUUCGUGGAAUGUUAUGAUCUCUGGGUAUGUGAAAAUGGGAAACCCUGAUGAGUGCAUUCAUUUGUUUAAUAAGAUGCAAUUAUUUGGUUUGAAACCUGACCAAGUUACAGAUUCUAAUGUUCUAAAGGCGUACUUUCAAUCUGGACGUGUAGAUGAUGCGCGGAAUAUGUUUAGUAAAGUAGCCAAAAAGGAUGAGAUUUGUUGGACUACGAUGAUAGUUGGUUAUGCGCAAAGUGGAAGAGAGGAAGAUGCUUUGAUGUUGUUUAAUGACAUGCUUCGUGGAAACGCUAGACCUGACAGCCACACCAUUUCUAGUGUUGUAAGCUCUUGUGCCAAGUUAGCAUCUUUAUAUCACGGUCAGGGUGUCCAUGGAAAAGUUAUUCUUAUGGGUGUUGAUAGUAACAUGCUUGUAUCAAGUGCACUAGUUGAUAUGUAUUGCAAGUGUGGAGUCCCUUUUGAUGCUCGCGUAAUUUUCGAAACUAUGCCUAUUAGGAACGUGAUCACUUGGAAUUCCAUGAUUUUGGGUUAUGCACAAAAUGGGGAGGCUCAGGAGGCCUUGGCUCUGUAUGAAAGAAUGCUGCAAUUAAAUUUCAAACCUGACAAUAUUAGUUUUAUGGGUGUCUUAUCUGCUUGUAUCAAUGCUGAUAUGGUUAAAGAAGCAUGCAAGUAUUUCGAUUCGAUCACUGAACACGGAAUGACACCGACAUUGGAUCAUUAUGCAUGUAUGAUUACUCUCUUUGGUCGGUCUGGUAAUAUUGAUAAAGCGGUGGAUUUAAUUAAUGGUAUGCCGCACAAACCAGAUCACCAGAUUUGGUCCGCUUUACUAUCUGUUUGCUCCAAGGACAACAUAAAGACUGCAGAAUUUGCAGCUAAUAAUCUCUUUCAACUGGAACCACAUAAUGCUGGACCUUAUAUCAUGCUUUCAAACUUGUAUGCUGCUUGUGGAAGAUGGAAAGAUGUAGCUGUUGUAAGGUCUCUUAUGAAGGAAAACAAUGCAAAGAAGUUUGCUGCAUACAGUUGGGUUGAGGUUGAGAAUGAACUCAACCGAUUUGUUUCUGAUGAUCACAAUCAUCCAGAAGUGGAAAGAAUCUAUGGUGAAUUGAAUAGAUUGAUUGUAAAAUUGCAACAAAUUGGGUAUAAUCCAGAUACACGCAAUGUUCUACAUAAUGUGGGAGAGGAAGAAAAAUUGAGAUCCAUCUCGCACCACAGUGAGAAACUUGCUCUUGCGUUUUCUUUAAUUAAAAAAACCAAGGGUAUUGCACCAAUACGGAUCAUAAAAAAUAUACGUAUCUGUGAUGACUGUCAUGUAUUUAUGAAGUUUGCAUCAAUUGCUAUAGCUCGGCAAAUCAUUAUAAGAGAUUCAAGUAGGUUUCAUCAUUUCAUUGAUGGAAGGUGUUCUUGCAAAGACCAUUGGUAGAGUCUCAAUCUGAUGGAUACUAACUUUAAAGAAUGGAAGCAAGUGGUGCAAGAAAUUGUCCGCUUCACAAAAGCAGAUAUGGGCUUUAGCUUCAGGCCUAUGCGUUAUUGUGCUACAUUUGAUUCUCAUCAGGCUUCUCUUCCUUAUUUGGC
Molecule: messenger RNA, 2298 nt
Organism: Trifolium pratense (red clover)
Lineage: Eukaryota; Viridiplantae; Streptophyta; Magnoliopsida; Fabales; Fabaceae
Product: pentatricopeptide repeat-containing protein At2g22070-like
Exons: 2
Coding region: 65-2146 (693 amino acids)
Biological process (GO): RNA modification
Molecular function (GO): protein binding; zinc ion binding; RNA binding
Source: RefSeq, a predicted model, not a curated record